Periconia digitata is the source of this 1029-nucleotide messenger RNA. The record is from the annotation of a GenBank genome assembly. NCBI's taxonomy places the organism in Eukaryota, Fungi, Ascomycota, Dothideomycetes, Pleosporales, Periconiaceae.
AUGCGCCUUUUCCUCCUCCCCAUCUCCACCCGCCGUUCGCUCAUCUACUGCGAGAGGCUAUCGUCGUCAUCGCCCUCGUCCUCGUCUUCAACCCCCGCCGGCAAGCGCUCGUUGCUCGAUCGCAUCACCACAAAGGCUAGUGAGACGUGGGUGGCCUGGGAAAAGGACGAAAAGGCCCCCUUGGCCUGGAAGCAAAAAGUCACCCGCUACGGCAACCAUGCCCUCGCCCGCAUCCCCUACGAGGAAUGGGGCCUCAAAACCAUCCCCGCCUUGACCGCCCGCCGCCGCAAAGCCAUUGAGGAUGGUUCCGAGGAAUACCACAUCACGUUCCCCGGCCUCUACCUGCCCCAGGACAAGAUCCCCACCGUGCUCAAGCAGCUGGCCAGCGAGCGCCAGGCCAUGCACAGGCGGAAGAUGAUCUGGAGUGUCGUCGCCAUGCCCUUCAGCGCCCCCUUCAUGCUGAUCCCAGUGAUCCCCAACCUUCCAUUCUUCUACCUCGUCUACCGCGCCUGGUCCCACUGGAAGGCCCUCAACGGCUCCAAAACCCUCGAAUUCCUCCUCGCCCAUAACCUCCCCACUCCACGUCCCUCAUCCGAUCUCGACGAGGUCUAUACGGCCGGCCUGAUGUACCCAACACGCGCCAUCUCGCGCGCCGCCCCGCGUCCCACCCUCACACAAGCCCAGGACGUCGCGCGCGUUGUGCAGCAGCAGACCAAAGAUGGCGCCGACGAUGUCAUGGUGUUGCAACGCUGGAACGGCAAGCUGAUUGCUGAACAGGCCAAGCUGCCAGACAUGGAAAUCGAGAUUGAGCGCGCUGUUGAGCAAGUACAACGAAGUCUCAAGGCGAAGGAGCGCCUGGCUGAGGAGAAGCUCGAGCUCGAGAAGGCGACGGCCGCAGAGGGCAAGACGGCCAAGGAUGUCCUGCCUGCUGAGGUCCUGGAAAAAGUAGCGCUGACCGAGGAGACCGAGCAGGCGAUUCACGAGAAGGCCGAAAAGGUGGCUAAUGGGGAUGGAAAAAAGGAGGUUUGA